CCUAACAGUAAAUGUGUUUGGGGUACAUCGCGUCCGGCACGGCCAUCAACAUGGCAGCUAUCACAAGCAGUCGACUGCUGAAAAACACGGCAUGGUGCGUCUUGAGGCGACACCUAAGUUUGAGUGCUCCACGCUCUGGAACUCAGAUGACAGUUCGAGAUGCCUUAAACAGUGCAAUUGAUGAAGAGAUAGCUCGCGACGACAAAGUGUUUCUGUUGGGAGAAGAAGUUGCGCAGUAUGAUGGAGCAUACAAGGUGACACGUGGACUGUGGAAAAAAUAUGGGGACAAGCGUGUCAUUGACACACCCAUCACUGAGUUGGGCUUUGCUGGUAUUGCUGUAGGAGCUGCCAUGGCUGGACUGAAGCCGGUGUGUGAAUUCAUGACCUUCAACUUCUCCAUGCAAGCCAUAGAUCAGGUUAUCAAUUCUGCUGCAAAGACUUUCUACAUGUCUGCCGGCACUGUGCAAGUGCCGAUUGUGUUCCGAGGCCCCAAUGGUGCUGCCAUGGGCGUGGCUGCCCAACACUCCCAGUGUUUCGCUGCCUGGUACAGUCACUGUCCAGGACUCAAAGUUCUCUCCCCUUAUUCCUCAGAAGAUGCUAGGGGGCUGCUCAAGGCUGCUAUCAGGGACCCCAACCCAGUUGUAUUCUUGGAGAACGAGCUGAUGUAUGGCACGUCUUUCGAGAUCUCCGAUGAAGCAUUAUCUCCCGAUUUCAUCCUGCCUGUAGGAAAAGCUAAAAUCGAAAGAACAGGAAGUCACGUGACCCUAGUGAGCCACUCCCGAUGUGUGGGUACCUGUCUACAGGCAGCAGAGGAGCUUGCCGGGCAGGGUGUUGAGUGUGAGGUGGUCAACUUGAGGUCAAUUCGGCCGCUGGACGAGGAGACAGUUAUCCAGUCAGUAAUGAAGACCAACCACCUGGUGACAGUGGAGGGAGGCUGGCCCCAGUCUGGUGUAGGAUCUGAGAUAUGUGCUCGUUUGAUAGAAAGUCCUGCCUUUAACUACCUUGACGCACCAAUCCUGCGUGUGUCUGGCGCCGAUGUCCCCACACCGUAUGCCAAGACCCUCGAAGACUGCGCCUUCCCUCAGCCCAUCAAUGUUAUAAGAGCUGUCAAAAAGAGUCUGAACAUCCCUUGAUGUUUUCCAGAAACUGUUCAGAUAUUACCAGUUCUUUUACCAUUUUAAUAGAACGAGGGUCGUAGGUCUGGUGUAUACAAUGAAAGACUGUGUAUAGGCUCAAAAAGUGCUAGUUAGUUGGUGUCUCGAUCGAGGAGGUGGCCGGUGUGCUGAAAGUGGGUGUUCAGUAUUUGUGUGGUCAUGUGCAUUUGUUAUCACUCCCAGAGAACAUAUAUACAACUCAACUUUUGAUAAGGAUACAGACAUUUUUCGAACUGUCCUGGAAAAUCAGACAGACAUUUUUCUAACUGUCCUGGAAAAUCAGACAGACAUUUUUCGAACUGUCCUGGAAAAUCAGAAAACUUAUGGAUAUACAUAUUUAUCAUAACUUGAAAUUAAACUAAUAAUUAUCAAAAGAUACAUACACAUUUCCAAACUGUAUGUCAUAUAAUCUCCUUAUGAACUCCGAGGGGUGGUCGGUUAGCCUUGUGGUUAAAGCGUUUGCUUGUCACGCCGAAGACACAGGUUCGAUUCCCGACAUUGGUACAAUGUAUGAAGCCCAUUUCUGGUGUCCCCCGCCGUGAUAUUGCUGGAAUACUGCUAAAAGCGGCGGAAAACCAUACUCACUCACUAUGAACUCAGAAUAUCCCUAUCAAAAGUUGAGUAGUAUUCUUUGUCUAUAAAAUGACAAAAUCAAACAUAAUUGUCAUUAAUUUAUUUUCUUGAUUGAAUAACAAUUCAGUUACAAUGAAUUCAAGAGGCAAGAUAACUUUUUCCUAACAUGAAUAUGUAAAUGUGAAACAGUUCUUUUGUUCCAAAUGGUUGUUGAUGUUUAUUUUACGACAUAGUUACACUACCAGUUUGACUGGCAUGACAUGAAGUGAAUUUUCCUGAACUGGGAAUAUCGGGUGAUAUUUGAUCAUUAGGAAAACCUCAUUUGUUAUGGAGUGUGUGGGUCCACAGUACCACAGGCGACAUAUAUCCUGGAGAAUUAUAGCCGAAACUAAUCACCACACUACGAACAGUAUUGAUAAUGAACAAAAUUAUAUUAAUCAGAGACAACAUAGUGGCAAUAAUAUGAACUGACUGAGACAAAAACAUUGAAUCUCACUGAUGCAUUUUCUCUAAUUUCGUUGCCAUGAUUGGUUAUGAAGUAGCCCCAUUGUUAAAAAUAUUGUUGGAUUUUGAAACGUCCUGAUGUGGGUGAGCAGUACCUGUGUCAUGAGUUGAUAUUUAAUGAUGCCUUGCCAAAUACUCAGUUACAAACCCCCAAGCGUAAAGUGUUAGAGGUAGUUCUUGUAGUAAUAACACUCCAGUAAGGUAAUGUCAGACAGCGCUAGAACUUGACACUAGUCCUGUAGUCCUUGCCAGACUGCCCAAUAGUUAAGGUAUUAUAAGGGUUUUUGAUGUAUAUUAUCAUUAUGAGGACAAUUGGACAAAAACUGUUAGUUUCUAACGCUGUCAGACAGACAUUUCAGAGAUGAAGACCCAGUUAGCUUCUGGAUUUCUACUUCUUUGUGAUUUGAAUGCAGUGCUUCGAUAGAGGUGCUAGUAUCUUUCACAAAGGAGUGAUCACUGUUGGUUUCUACAUCACUUGCUUGAUAGAGCUACUGGUUCAGGCACCUGUACUGAAACAUCACAUGAAAAUAACAAAGAAAGAACAUCCAUGCCAACCCUGUCUUCUUUGAUGCUGCAGCAAAAAAGUGAAUUUGCUAUCUUAAAUGACAUAUUUAUUAAGAAAUUGAUGACCAAACAGGUUUGAUUCUAAGUCAGCAGCAGACACAAUGACGGCUUUCCUUUCAUGUAUUUAGUACCAUUCAGAGAAAUACUUCUUGAAUGUGUCACAUGAGACUUUUUCAUGGCAGAUUGAGUCAACUGAUAUACAGUUUGAAACAAAUAAAUAGAAUCUGGUCCUAAUUUGUUGUCAUCAUUUGUUAUUGGGAUACCGGCUGUUAGCGUUUUAAUAUGAUCAACAACAAAACUCAUAUGUUUCAAAUUGUCUUCUUGUCCUGAUUUUCAGUCUCUAAUUUCAAGGAUUGGGGGUUGGCAUUCCCACUAGUAGGGCUGUGACGAAGUAAGAGCUCAUUGUGGUACUGUAUGUCAACGAUGAGGAUCAAACAAUAAAGUUGUGUAUCCAAACAAAGCAGUAUCUACUACUCAAAACAAGUUUAGGAACUCCUGACACUUUCCUGUUACUACAGCUAAUCUGUCAUGCCAUGAUAUUGAGAGUAAUAUGAAAGAAUCAGGUGUUCAUUAUAGUAGUGUGCAUAAGG
Molecule: messenger RNA, 3385 nt
Organism: Haliotis rufescens (red abalone)
Lineage: Eukaryota; Metazoa; Mollusca; Gastropoda; Lepetellida; Haliotidae
Product: pyruvate dehydrogenase E1 component subunit beta, mitochondrial-like
Exons: 11
Coding region: 12-1133 (373 amino acids)
Biological process (GO): pyruvate decarboxylation to acetyl-CoA
Molecular function (GO): pyruvate dehydrogenase (acetyl-transferring) activity
Source: RefSeq, a predicted model, not a curated record